Molecule: messenger RNA, 1425 nt
Organism: Solanum verrucosum
Lineage: Eukaryota; Viridiplantae; Streptophyta; Magnoliopsida; Solanales; Solanaceae
Product: 1-aminocyclopropane-1-carboxylate synthase-like
Exons: 4
Coding region: 1-1425 (474 amino acids)
Biological process (GO): amino acid metabolic process; biosynthetic process
Molecular function (GO): pyridoxal phosphate binding; transaminase activity
Source: RefSeq, a predicted model, not a curated record
AUGGGGUUCAUUUCAAACAUCAAUAAUGAGCUUCUUUCUAAGGUAGCAACCAAUAAUGGACAUGGAGAAAACUCAGCUUAUUUUGAUGGAUGGAAAGCUUAUGAAAUUGAUCCUUUCCAUCCAACACAAAAUCCUAAUGGGGUUAUUCAAAUGGGUCUUGCAGAAAAUCAGCUUUGCUUUGAUUUAAUUCAAGAAUGGGUGGUGAACAAUAAAAAAUCCUCCAUUUGCACAGCUGGAGGCUGUGAAGAAUUCAAGGAAAUUGCAAUUUAUCAAGACUAUCAUGGUUUGCCAGAAUUUCGAAGGGCAGUUGCAAGGUUCAUGUCAAAAGUGAGAGGAGACAAAAUCAAAUUUGAUGAAGAACGUAUAGUAAUGAGUGGAGGGGCAACUGGGGCUCAUGAAUUACUUGCCUUUUGCUUGGCUGAUCCUGGAGAGGCUUUUCUUGUUCCUACUCCCUAUUAUCCUGGAUUUGAUAGAGAUUUGAGUUGGAGAACCGGUGUACAACUUUUUCCAAUCAUUUGUGAAAGCUCCAACAAUUUCAAAGUCACAAAAAAAGCCUUAGAAGAUGCAUACAACAAAGCUCAAGAAUCCAAUAUCACAAUAAAAGGCUUACUUUUAAACAAUCCAUCAAAUCCAUUAGGCACAAUUUUAGACAUGGAAACAUUAAAAGAUACAAUAAGGUUCAUCAACGAUAAAAAUAUACACCUCGUAUGCGACGAAAUUUACGCGGCCACGGUCUUCAACGAGCCCAAAUUCAUCAGUAUUUCCGAAGUUAUAAUAAGCGAAAAUGUUCAAUGCAACCUCGAUUUAAUACACAUCGUGUAUAGUCUAUCGAAGGAUUUAGGGUUUCCCGGAUUUAGAGUCGGAAUUAUUUACUCGUACAAUGAUGUUGUAACAAAAUGUGCUAGAAAAAUGUCGAGUUUUGGGCUCGUAUCGACGCAAACGCAGUAUUUAAUAUCUAACAUGUUGUUAGAUGAUACGUUUAUCGAGAAAUUCGUUGUCGAGAGUUGUGAAAGGUUGGAGAAAAGGCAUGGGGUGUUUACUAAGGGACUUGAAAAUAUUGGAAUUAACACGUUGGAGAGUAACGCUGGGCUUUUUUGUUGGAUGGAUUUGAGAAGUUUACUUAAGGAAAAUACAUUUGAAAGUGAAAUUGAACUAUGGAGAAUGAUUAUUAAUGAUGUUAAACUUAAUGUUUCACCAGGUUGUUCUUUUCAUUGUUGUGAGCCUGGUUGGUUUAGGGUUUGUUUUGCUAGUAUGGAUGAUGAUACUAUGAGGAUUGCAUUAAGGAGGAUUGAGAUUUUUGUGGUUCAAUAUAAAGGGAUUAAUAAUAUUAUUGAAGAAGGAAUCGAGAAUUCUCUUCCUAUCGCACCUGGUCCAGUAUCUCUUACGUCGAUAUCUAAUAGCAAUGAAGAGGGAGAAGCUCGAUAG